Messenger RNA from Erythranthe guttata (spotted monkey flower), 315 nucleotides. The record is from RefSeq and is a predicted model, not a curated record. Lineage: Eukaryota; Viridiplantae; Streptophyta; Magnoliopsida; Lamiales; Phrymaceae.
AUGCCAAGGUUUGCAUUGGCGGCCAAUGUGGUUGGGAGAUUGUUGCGCGGUAAGCCAAUUGAUGAGUGGCUGUCGACUGAUGAGAAAUGGCUCUCAGAUUUAAAAGAUGAAAAUCUAGUCAUCAAGAUUUUGAAACUGAGUUUUGAUCAUUUGUCGCCACCAUCACUCAAAAAGUGCUUUGCAUAUUGUUCGAUAUUUCUUAAAGGAUACGACUUGGAAAGGGAACGCUUGGUUGAGCUUUGGAUGCAGAAGGAUUCCUUGGAGGAAAUGAUGAUAUGGAGAUUGUUGGCAACAAAUUCUUUAAUCAACUUCUAG